AUGUCGCCGCGAAGAGCCGCGCUCCUCGCCGCGCUCACCGCCUGGCGUCUUCCUGCGGCUAGUGGCUGGCGGGCGGCCACCCCGCCUCCAAGCUGCUUCGGCGCGCUGGCCCACUGCGCGGCCGGCCACGCCGCCGCUCCCUGCCGCAGCAUUGUCGCGAGACGGAGUCGCGGCGGCGUGGCGAUGACGGGCGGUUGGCAGUAUGCGCUCGCGGGCGGCGUCUGUGCUGCGGUCUCGCACGGCAUCGCCUGCCCGGUCGACGUCGUCAAGACGCGCCAGCAGACGGUGCCGUCGUACUCGGGCAUCCAGCUGCAUGAGGGCCUCGCCCGGGUGGUGAGGGAGGAGGGAGCGUCCGCGCUGCUCACCGGCCUGAAGCCGACGCUGCUCGGGUACGGCAUCGAGGGCGCGCUCAAGUUUGGCGCGUACGAGCGCGUCAAGGCGCCUCUCGCUGCGCUGCUUGUCCGGCUCGGCGCGGGCGGCUCCGCUCUGUGGCUCGGCCCGCUACUGGCCGGGCUGCUGGCGGGCGCGAUCGCGUCGCUCGUCGUCGCGCCCGCCGAGGCGACGCGGAUACGGCAGGUCUCCGACCCCGACUAUGCUGGCGCGGGCAUGCUCGGCGCGGCGGGCCUGCUGUUUCGGGAAGAGGGGCCGGGAGGCGCGCUUGUGGAGGCUGGCGCGGGCGGCGAGGCGAGCGCACGGCUCUUCCGCGGCGUGCCCGCGACGCUCGCCAAGCAGCUGCCCUACACGGCCGCGAAGCAGGAAGUGUCUAGCCCUACACGGCCGAAGCAGGUCUCCUUCGACGCCCUGUCGGAGCUCUUCGCCGCCGGACCGCUGCCUCGCUGGGCGUCGACCGCCGCUGCCGCCGCCGCCGCCGCCGCGCUGUCGACGCUGGCUUCGCAGCCGGGCGACGCGCUGCUCUCGCAAGUCUCGUGCUACAGCACCGAGGACGGCGACCUCUGCGUCGCCCCCCCGCCGGGUGGGCUGGCGGGCCUCGCCGAGCGGCUCGGCCCGCGCGGGCUGCUGGCGGGCUUCAGGGCGCGGCUGGUGCAGAUGGGGCUGAUCGUGACGCUGCAGUUGGUGCUUUACGACGCGGUCAAGGCCGCACUCGGGGUGCGAUGA
Messenger RNA from Emiliania huxleyi CCMP1516, 1116 nucleotides. Its product is annotated as mitochondrial phosphate carrier protein. The transcript is spliced from 4 exons. The record is from RefSeq and is a predicted model, not a curated record. Gene Ontology annotation, biological process: mitochondrial phosphate ion transmembrane transport. Gene Ontology annotation, cellular component: mitochondrial inner membrane. Bases 1 to 1116 code for a protein of 371 amino acids. Gene Ontology annotation, molecular function: phosphate transmembrane transporter activity. NCBI's taxonomy places the organism in Eukaryota, Haptophyta, Isochrysidales, Noelaerhabdaceae.